Dermacentor andersoni is the source of this 2090-nucleotide messenger RNA. The record is from RefSeq and is a predicted model, not a curated record. NCBI's taxonomy places the organism in Eukaryota, Metazoa, Arthropoda, Arachnida, Ixodida, Ixodidae.
UCGCUGCCACAGAUGGCUACCACACUACAUCUCGGGCGACGAGGUGUGCACCGAGUAACCGGCUCGGUGAGGGGCGUCAAUUGGCGCCCGACGCGGUUUGCCGAUGAAGCCGCCUUGAAUUAUUAUGCCUGCAGCGUGUGCCACGUUCUUCGAAGCAAGACAAUCAGGCUUCCCUGUUUGCAUGGCUUGUGCGGGCGGUGUCAAGCUGGCUGUAUCAUCCGUGAUGGCGGUAGCGUCUGCCCGCUGGACGGAGAGCCAUUUCGCAAGGACGAGUGCCAAGAGGUGCAGCUUACAGCCAGGAAUAAGCGGGACCUGAAGGCUUACUGCUGGAACGAACCCCAGGGAUGCGAUUUCAUCGGCCCUCUGGCGGCGCUCCUGCAACACUACGAGGCGGAAUGCACUUUCCACGCGUUCCCGUGUCAACAGUGCGGAGAGGUCAUUGUUGCUGAUAGGCUAGCUGCGCACUACAUUGGCGGUUGCAGCAACAGGUCGUCAAACGUGACAAUUCCAAAGUUUUCAAGACCAGGUGGCCCUGCCAUCACUAUGCAUGACGUCACUGCGGUCCAGCGCGGAGCCGCCGAGUCAGUGAGAUGCCUACAUGAGGCGGAUGGGAUCGCGACGCUUCAGCGUAGGAUCAACGAACUAGUGGGGUUGGUCAGAAGCCUAAGCGCCCAGCAGGAAAAGAUGGAGGAGGAUAUGGAGAAGCUAGAAGGGGAGAAGCAAGCGGCUAACCUUGGGACUGGAAACGACAAACGUGGCUAGACUGCGGCCCUCAAAGAUGUCUCGGCGCAUGCUCAGGUUGAUAUAGUGGAGGAAUAUUCCCGGUCACGGAUAGGUGAGCAGACAGUCAUAGCAAGUUCUCGCGUUAUACGUCAACAGUGGCGGAAGGAGACGACGAAUUUCCUUCGGAAUUUCAAAUACUGCCCUAGCGAUUCGCUCUUGGGUCUCUAUAGUUCAUAUUCACUAAAAUAGACAAACAGCAGGUCCCGUCUACUUAGUGGUUCCAGCACCAAAUAGAGAGACAAGGAGACUGCAGACUGUGGUUGCUCUUGUAGGUUAAGCAGCGCAAAAGUGAAUGAAAUGAUUUGUGCAAUUACAUCAAACGCCAAUAAAAGUUGGUUAAACAGAUCAACUAAUAUGUCGUAGCCACAACAUAGAGACUCACGAGAGAUAAGCCGACCACGUAUGUAUUCACUCUCACCGAUCAGGAACUGUCCAGAGAUUAUCCGGAGCCAUGGUUUUCCCAGCGAGAACCACCACCUUCAGAUUCAAGGUGUACCACCUAAUGACAUCGAUGGCUGCAGAACUUGCAGCUGUUCGCGCUGUAUUCCGUCUGGUUAGCCAAGAACAACGUCGAACAUGGUCAAUAUUCAGUGACUCGAAGGCAGCACUGUAGUCUUUGCUAUCAGCCCUGCGGCAAAGACUAUUCGAACAGCUGGUAAUCAAGAUUAGACAACUAAUCAAUGCAUUGGCGGAGAAAAGACACCACGUGACAUUCAAGUGGUUUCCAAGCCACUGCGAGGUCAGAGGUAAACAACACGCUUGCAACGCUGCUUGGUCGGAUCAUCGAGGUAGCAAAGAUGAAUCGAUAUCAUUAUAAUGAACAGAUGCCGUUAUAGAACGUGGAGUGUUCACACGAGAUAUCGCUUUCUCCAAGUCGAUGAAACAUCCACCUAGACUCUUCCCUCCGCCUUCCCCUCCCAGCUGGACUCGGUUGACGCAAGGCUACCCUGCUUUGCUAGAUACGGCUCGGAGUGGCUUUUAUGAAGUAUUUUGCCUUUCAACUCGGAUUGCCGACAACACCGCCUGAGAUGAGUCUGGUGGCGAGGAGAACCUUGAACACGUUAUUUGUGACUGUCCUCGCUAAUACAGAGACUAUACAGAAUAUACAGAGGCGAGCGAUCACAAUCUCGAUAGCGUUUUUUGAUGAAGGACUGUUACCAGGGGACAUAAUUUUAGUAUGCGGACUUAACAAGCCAUCCCAGCUGAGGGCGACGAAGGCACUGUUGCAGUCGUUAAGGUCAAGAAGCGGCUCUAGCCUAAAUUGGUGUUCAUUGUGCUAUAAGUACUACUGCGCUGAGAUAGUAUGG